This is a messenger RNA of Toxotes jaculatrix (banded archerfish), 1609 nucleotides long. It is a transcript of the gene dram2b, whose product is annotated as DNA-damage regulated autophagy modulator 2b. Gene Ontology annotation, biological process: regulation of autophagy; photoreceptor cell maintenance. The record is from RefSeq and is a predicted model, not a curated record. The transcript is spliced from 8 exons. Bases 276 to 1100 code for a protein of 274 amino acids. Lineage: Eukaryota; Metazoa; Chordata; Actinopteri; Toxotidae. Gene Ontology annotation, cellular component: lysosome.
UUCAUCCUCGACUACAGUACAGCGGCUCUGUGACAACUUUAAAACUAUACUUUAUAAAUGGAAGUUCGGCACAGAACCCCUGUGGUACACUGAUUAUUAUUGACUUUUAACGGAGGUCUAAACACCAGACUCGGGGUUUGAAAAAGUGAUCCGAGCACCUUUGUUGCCGCAGGAGUAUUAUGGUCGCUGGAGGACUCGAAUAACGGCAGAGUGAACCAGCAACGCACGCACACGCACGCACACACACACACACACACACACUCGGUGAGGAGGCCAUGUGGUGGUUCCAGCAGGGUCUGUGCUUCCUGCCCGCCGCUCUGGUCGUCUGGACGGCGGCAUCCUUCGUCUUUGCUUAUAUCACAGCGGUGGUUCUGAAACAUGUGGAUCCUCUGGUGCCGUACAUCAGUGACACAGGGACGAUGGCACCAGAGCGGUGUGUGUUUGGCAUCAUGCUGGAUGUGUCAGCCUUUUUAGGUAUUGCGACAGUGUACGUGCGUUACAAACAGGUGGAGGUUCUGACAGGUGAUGACCAGCUCAGACUCCACAGACUGAAUAUCUCGGGGCUGGUGUUGGGCUGCAUCAGCUCCUUAGGGAUGUGUGUGGUCGCCAACUUCCAGAAGACCACACUGUUCUCCAUGCACCUGGUGGGGGCGGUGCUGACCUUCGGGGUCGGGGCUCUCUACAUCCUGAUUCAGACGCUUAUCUCACUCAACAUGCAACCUCACAUUCACGGCAAGACCAUCUACCUGGUCCGCCUCAGCAUCGGAGUCUGGACUCUGAUCAGCAUCAUCAGCAUGUUCGUAUCAUCAGUCAUCAUGUACAGCAGUCUGCCCGGAGUGGAUGUACCUAACAAACUGCACUGGACUCCUGGAGAGACGGGUUAUGCUGCUCACAUCGUUAGCACUGUGUCUGAAUGGUCUCUGGCAUUUUCCUUCAUCAGCUUCUUCCUCACCUACAUCAGAGAUUUUCAGAAAAUUAACUUGCGAGCAGAGGUAGAGUUGCAGAGCAGUCACCUGUACGACGGGCCACACCCGGGCAUCGCUGCUUCACACCAAAACAAAGCCUCCGAGACGUCUCCACUGCUGGGUGGAGGAACGUGACCAACGGCAGAGCAUCCUACAGGAACUACAUCUACACCAGUUUUAACUUUUUCUAAUCAUGUUUAAAGGCCUUUUUAUAGAGAGCUUCUAAAAGCUGUGGUGGCUGUUAAAGGGUCAGUUCAUCCAAACAUAUCCUCUGUUUUUCCUCUAGUGGUAUCUAUCAAGACAGACAGUUUUAUAUUUGUGUCCAGGUUUGAGUUUUCUGCUUCAGCCUCAAUACAACAGAGAUGAAUGGAGUUUAGUUUGAAUUCCAAUUAAACUCCGUUGUAUUUGGGUGCAGAUAUCUACAAAAUAUACGAUUAUGCCACUAGAGCAAAGAGAGUUUUUUUUUUUUAGUUGAGUUUUGUAUUUCGGAUAAAUUGACCCUGUAAAUCCAAAUGUGAUGCUUUUGCACUAUUCUCUCAAACUGUAUCAGUCCUUCUCAGUGAGUUUGUCCAUUGCUGCACUUUAUAUUGUUAUAUUUUAAAGAGCUUUUACCUUCUAUUAUAAAUAACACCAAUUUUUUCUUC